GCGCGAUCCAGUGGCCUUCCAAGACCACUUGUGCAUUUUACAAGUACACCUGCACCAUGACCCUGCACGCGCUCUUGGGAGCGGAGAUCCAAACCAAGGCCGGGAUCGUCCCGACAACCGACGCGCUCGCCAACAAGAAGGUCGUGGGUAUCUACUUCUCGGCGCACUGGUGCCCGCCGUGCCGCGCGUUUACGCCGCUCCUCUCCACCUUUUACGAAGAUCUCGUCGAAGACUACGACGACAUGGAGCUCGUCUUUGUCUCAUCCGACAAGGAGCUCGCUGGCUUUGAAACCUACUGGGCUGACAUGCCGUUUCCAGCGCUCCCGUUCGCGCAGCGCGAGCUCAAGGCGUCGCUGAGCGCGCACUUUGGCGUCGAGUUCAUUCCGACCUUGGUGUUUCUCGAUGCGGACGGCAACGUGCUCACGAAGGACGGCGUUAAGCUCGUCAAUUCGGUGCGUGGCCGUGCCGACUUGCUCCGCAAGGAGCUCUUCAAGUAGAUCAAUAGUCCGAACGAGAAUUUAUUGUUUACUCUUCCUUGACCACCACGGUGGUCAGUACACCACG
This is a messenger RNA of Saprolegnia parasitica CBS 223.65, 564 nucleotides long. RefSeq lists its product as hypothetical. Bases 57 to 497 code for a protein of 146 amino acids. The record is from RefSeq and is a predicted model, not a curated record. Lineage: Eukaryota; Oomycota; Saprolegniomycetes; Saprolegniales; Saprolegniaceae. The transcript has a single exon.